UCUCGGAAGCUGGGCAGAGAAAGGAACACGUAAGAUGUGUCGCGUCGCAGCCUUGUUCGUGACGGUGGUGCUGGCAGUGGCUUCGGCUGCACCCGAUGCCGGCUACGUCAUCCCCACCCCCCCUACCCCCCCUUGCAACCCGAAGACCGAGUACAUCACCAAGUACAAGGAGAAGGUGCAGCAGGUCCCUGUGAAGCACACCGUGUUCAAGACCAACCUGGUGCCCACCACUGUCCUCCAGACCGACUACUCCGAGGUGCACAGCGUGUUGGUGAAGCCUCACUUCGUCCCGCAGUACAUUACCACCACCAGGACCAUCCAGCAGGUCCAGAGGGUGACCAAGCACGACAGGCUGACCAGCACCCUCCUCAAGACCAACGUCGUGACCAAGCAUGAGGUGAAGCCCACCGUCGUGCGUGAGACCGUCUUCGACACCGUGGUCAAGGUCCAGCCGCAGGUGAGCACCGUCACUAAGGUGCAGACGGUCCCUCAGUACGUCCCCACCACCGUGGUCGACUACAGGGUCAUCACCAGCACCAAGGCCAUUCCCAAGAUCAUCACCCAAGUGUCCACCUACAUCGACUACGUGACUGUGUGUCCACGACGAGGGUACUAAAGCAUGAACGAGCGGAAGUGUCCCCGACUGCCAUGCUAUAAAGAAAACUAAAAAAUUACGUCGUGAUUUCUGCAUUUUCUGUAUGCUUUCGAGGACUUGUACAGGCAUGCACAAAGGCACGGCUUUUUAAUUUUAUUUAUUUAUGCAGUGGAAUACUUGUAACAAUAAAAUACACGUAAAUUAUCAAUAAAAA
Molecule: messenger RNA, 809 nt
Organism: Penaeus monodon (black tiger shrimp)
Lineage: Eukaryota; Metazoa; Arthropoda; Malacostraca; Decapoda; Penaeidae
Exons: 3
Coding region: 35-616 (193 amino acids)
Source: RefSeq, a predicted model, not a curated record